GAAGUAAUUGAUACAUCUGGAGGGUGUGGCGCAAGCUUUGCCAUUGAAAUUGUAUCAGAACAAUUUGAAGGGAAGAGGUUGCUGGAGAGGCAUCGGCUGGUGAAUGCUGCUUUGGAAGAGGAAAUGAAAGAAAUUCAUGCUCUAUCAAUAAAGAAAGCUUUGACCCCAGAGCAGUGGAAACAGCAGCAAGAGCCUGAAAAAUCUAAUCCCACUUCUUAAAACGUGGUUCUAAAAUAGUUUGAGACAUUUACAAAGUGUGUUUCUAUUGCUGAGAAAGAUGGAACUACUUGGGAAGAUUUCUUAAGCGCUUUGGUUCAAGUAUUCGCUAAAACUGUAGCAUCAUUCUACCUAGUUUCUGUAUAUUUGAUGCUCAUGUCAUACAGCAUGAUUUUCAUGGUAUGGACUAUGGACACCGUUGUCGAAAGAGUAUGCAAAGUUAGGAUCAA
Corylus avellana is the source of this 446-nucleotide messenger RNA. The record is from RefSeq and is a predicted model, not a curated record. NCBI's taxonomy places the organism in Eukaryota, Viridiplantae, Streptophyta, Magnoliopsida, Fagales, Betulaceae.